CUUGGCCGACAUACGUUCUGAAAGCCAAGAAACCGGUGUAGGCCAGUCAUUGCAGACCCACUAUCAAUAUCACACUGUGCUUCUAUCGGCACUGUUAGAUUUCACGUCGGCACGUUGAGCACGAAGGAGUGACGAGCUGAAGCUCGGGAGAGCUUCCAAAGGGCGAAAACAAAUGCCGCAGUGCGGUCCCUUCAUCAGCAAGCUGGAAGGCAGCAGAUCGCCAUCUCAUGACCCAGUGUCCUACAUAAGGGUCUUCAAUCGGCCUCGAAGAAAGAUGCAAAAUCUGCUCAUGCCCGUGUCAUCAAAAUCGGGCGGUGGAGACGCAAGGAUGACAGCAGCAAGGGGCGGUAUAGCAGAAUUGCUUGACCUCACGCGGACUGCUGCAAAUCGACAGCCUUGUCGCAGUCCCUCCCAAGAUCGCCGUUCGGAAACAGGCCCAAGUCUCCCUCUUUCGGGGCAGGGAAGUGUGGAGCGUAGGGAGGCCCCGAUCGGAGGGGCUUCACAGUAUCUGAAGAUACUGCUGAAAGAACUUCAGACAUAUUUCACGACCGGGCCACCAUACAAGACAGGAGUGGCCUUGCGGCAGCUGGAAUACCGAGUAAAGGAGCACUGCAGGCAGCGCGUCGCUUUCCCGCCGGACAGCCUUGCAUGUGACCUGAUUUGCCCCGAUCAUCCGUCAAAGCAAGUUCUUACAUUCAGAUGAGCGUCCUCGUCGGCACACUGACUUCUAGAAGUCACCGUGUCCCUCGCCCAACACGGCACUGCCAUACGGAGCGCUACGACAACGGCUAUGGAGGUGGGAUCAUGACCGGGUCGGCAUCCCCUCCGAUGUUGACUCCUCCGCGGAAAGCGCCUCCCCAGCCGCC
Jaminaea rosea is the source of this 866-nucleotide messenger RNA. RefSeq lists its product as hypothetical. Bases 173 to 703 code for a protein of 176 amino acids. The transcript has 2 exons. Lineage: Eukaryota; Fungi; Basidiomycota; Exobasidiomycetes; Microstromatales. The record is from RefSeq and is a predicted model, not a curated record.